This is a messenger RNA of Microtus ochrogaster (prairie vole), 2418 nucleotides long. RefSeq names its product lysine-specific demethylase 2B-like. Gene Ontology annotation, molecular function: zinc ion binding; protein binding; DNA binding. Lineage: Eukaryota; Metazoa; Chordata; Mammalia; Rodentia; Cricetidae. The record is from RefSeq and is a predicted model, not a curated record.
AUGGAUGAUUCAGAGUGUUCUUCAUACAAGAAGAAGAGUUUCUACGUGAUAGAGGACUGGGCCUCCCUGCGGACGGAGUGUCACUUUUGCAAGGGCAUGAAAAAAUUCGGAGGCCCUGGGCGCAUGAAGCAGAGCUGCAUCAUGCGGCAGUGCAUCACGCCAGUGCUGCCCCACACCGCCAUGUGCCUUGUGUGUGGCGAGGCAGGGAAGGAGGACACAGUGGAAGAGGAAGAAGGCAAGUUUAACCUCAUGCUUAUAGAGUGCUCCAUCUGCAACGAGAUCGUACACCCUGAAUGCCUUAAGAUUAAGGAAUCAGAGGGUGUGGUAAACGAUGAGCUUCCCAAUUGCUGGGAGUGUCCGAAUUGUAACCACGCUGGCAAGACCUGGAAACAAAAGCGUGGCUCUGGCUUUAAGGAGCAGAAGAUGAACCAGGACAACAAGGAAGGGCCUGCCAAGAGGAAGAGUGAGUGUGAAGAGGCUCCCCGACGCAGGUCAGAUGAGCACCCUAAAAAGGUGCCUGCAGAUAGGAUCCUACACCGAAAGUCUGAUGAUGUGCACCUAAGGAAGAAACGGAAAUAUGAGAAGCCCCAAGAACUGAAUGGACGCAAGCGAGCCUCGACGCUUCAAAAGUCCCCCGGUUCUUCCUCUCACCUCUCGCCAAGGCCCCGUCUAGGCAGCGGUCUCAGCCCUUGGUGGAGAUCCAGUCUCACUUACUUCCAGCAGCAGCUAAAACCUGGCAAAGAAGAUAAGCUUUUCAGGAAAAAGCGGCGGUCCUGGAAGAACGCUGAGGAUCGGUUGGCACUGGCCAACAAACCCCUUCGGCGCUUCAAGCAGGAACCAGAGGAUGAUCUGCCUGAGGCACCUCCUAAGGCCCGGGAGAGUGACUAGUCACAUUCCAGCUCACCCACUGCUGGGCCCAGCACUAAAGGUACUGAAGGCCCAGAAGAGAAGAAAAAGGAGAAGAUGCGCGGGAAACGAAGGCUUCCCAACAAGGAGCUGAGCAAAGAGCUAAGCAAGGAGCUCAACUACGAGAUCCAAAAGAAAGAGAGUACGUUGGCAAACGAGACCCACCAGCCCAUCAAGUCAGAGCCCGAAAGUGAGAACGAGGAGCCAAAGAGGCCCCUAAGCCACUGCGAGCGCCCCCACCGCUUCAGCAAAGGGCUCAAUGGCACCCCUCGGGAGCUACUACACCCACUGGGACCUGGCCUGCUCAGCCCACCUCGUGUUAAGUCCCGGUCCCCACCCUCUGCGUCCCCACCUAAGUGCAUCCAAAUGGAGCGUCUUGUGAUCCGGCCGCCACCCAUCAGCCCUCCACCUGACUCGCUGCCCCUUGAUGAUGGAGCAGCCCAUGUCAUGCACAGGGAGGUGUGGAUGGCAGUCUUCAGCUACCUCAGCAUUGUUGAAGAACUGAUUGAUGCCUGGGGUACAUGGGAGAGCAGGUCUUGUAAUCAUAAAAGAGAGAGUGCCGGUUCCCUGAGGGCCUGCGAGGCGUGCGGCGGCCAUGGCUCCCUCACCUUGCAGGAGCCAAGACCUAGCCAGGCCGAGGAAGACGACUAUGACUAUGAAUCGGAGCCCGACCAGAACCGGGUGGUGGGUCGGCCUAAGGGCAAGUUGGGCCCAGCCUCAGCGGUGAAGUUGGCUGCCAACCGAACAACAGCAGGAACUCCCAGGCGCCAGACGCGAUGCCGCAAGUGCAAGGCCUCCCUGCGGACGGAGUGUCACUUUUGCAAGGGCAUGAAAAAAUUCGGAGGCCCUGGGCGCAUGAAGCAGAGCUGCAUCAUGCGCCUGAUGCUGAGUGGCAUCAUCCGGCGACAGCCUGUCUCCCUUGAACUCAGCUGGACCAAUAUCUCCAAGAAGCAACUGAGUUGGCUCAUCAACCUGCCUGGUGCUGUCAGCUCAUGGAUUGCUGACUCAGCCCUCUGUAGCUCCAGUUGUUCAUUGUUCCAACAGUGGGUAGAAGGACUAAAGGAUGCCCAGAUGCGGGAUCUCUUGUCCCCACCCACAGACAACAGGCCAGGUCAGAUGGACAAUCGGAGCAAGCUCCGGAACAUUGUAGAACUGAGCCUCGCUGGCCUGGACAUCACAGAUGCCUCCGUGCGGCUCAUUAUCUGCCAUAUGCCCCUGCUCUCCGAGCUCCAUCUCAGUUACUGUAACCACGUCACUCACCAUUCCAUCAACCUGCUCACCAAAGUUGGCACUACCACUCAAGACUCUCUGACAGAGAUAAACCUAUCAGACUGCAAUAAGGUCACUGACCAGUGCGUGUCCUUCUUCAAAUGCUGUGGAAAUAUUUGUCAUAUUGACUUGAGGUACUUCAAGCAAGUCACCAAGGAAGGCUGUGAGCAGUUCAUAGCUGAAAUGCCUGUGAGUGUUCAAUUUGGGCAAGUUGAAGAGAAACUUCUUCAGAAACUAAGUUAG